Messenger RNA from Solanum stenotomum, 3212 nucleotides. RefSeq names its product pentatricopeptide repeat-containing protein At1g62260, mitochondrial. Gene Ontology annotation, biological process: RNA modification. Bases 48 to 2054 code for a protein of 668 amino acids. NCBI's taxonomy places the organism in Eukaryota, Viridiplantae, Streptophyta, Magnoliopsida, Solanales, Solanaceae. The transcript is spliced from 2 exons. The record is from RefSeq and is a predicted model, not a curated record. Gene Ontology annotation, molecular function: protein binding; RNA binding.
CACAGUCAACUAAAUUAAACCAGUGCUAAGCUGCUAAUUAUCCUGCCAUGGCAGUUUGGUGGCGGAAUAUAAGCAGCUUAAGGAGGCAGCUAAGCUAUCUGUAUAGCAGAGACAUUGCACCAUAUAUAAUUGUUCAACAAUCAGUUCAAAAAAUACGUUAUCAUUCAACAUUGAGGCGCAAGAUUUCUGAUGCUGCUCCAGAUAUACGUAGAGCGAACAAGAACAUCACGAAUUUGAUUCGAAAUGGUCGAUUAGAGGAUGCACGGGAAUUAUUUGAUAAGUUAACACAUCGAAAUACAGUUACUUGGAACUCAAUGAUUAGCGGGUAUGUGCAACAGCGUGAGAUUGUGAAAGCACGGUACCUGUUUGAUGAAAUGCCGCAGAGGGAUGUUGUUUCUUGGAAUUUGAUGAUUUCUGGUUAUUUGUCUUGUAGAGGGAAAGGGUAUUUGGAGGAGGGUAGGAAUCUGUUUGAUGAAAUGCCUGAGAGAGAUUAUGUUUCUUGGAAUACUAUGAUUAGUGGGUAUGCUAAAUGUGGGAGAAUGGGUGAAGCGUUGGAGAUUUUUGAAUGUAUGCCUGUGAAGAAUGUUGUGUCUUGGAAUGCGGCGAUUUCGGGUUUUUUGCGUAAUGGGGAUGUGAAAACUGCUGUUGAGUAUUUUAAGAGAAUGCCGGAGAGGGAUUCGGCGUCUUUUAGUGUACUUGUAUCGGGUUUGAUACAGAACGAGGAAUUGGAUGAGGCGGAACAUUUUCUUUAUGAAUUUGGAGAGAGUAGUGAUGGGAAAGAAGAUAUGGUUCAUGCAUAUAACACUUUGAUUGCUGGAUAUGGUCAGAAAGGAAGAGUUGGUGAUGCUAGACGCAUUUUUGAUAAAGUUCCAUCUUGUAGUGGUCAGGGAAUUAGCAAAAAGAAGAGAUUUGAGAGGAAUGUCGUAUCAUGGAAUUCCAUGAUCCUGGCUUAUAGCAAAGCAGGAGAUAUGGUUUCUGCUAGAGAACUUUUUGAUCUGAUGACGGAGAGGGAUACAUUUUCAUGGAACACAAUGGUUUGUGGCUAUGUCCAUGCCUCAAAUAUGAGUGAAGCAUCAAAUCUGUUUUCUAAAAUGCCAAAUCCUGAUGUACUAACAUGGAAUUCAAUCAUCUCUGGAUAUGCACAGGCGGGAAAGUUGGAAUUGGCACGUGAUUAUUUUGAAAGGAUGCCCCACAAGAAUCGGGUUUCUUGGAAUUCAAUGAUCUCGGGGUGUGAAAGAAAUGCAGACUAUGAAGGAGCAAUAAAGUUAUUCAGGGCGAUGCAACAGGCAGGAGAGAAGCCUGAUAGACACACACUCUCCUCACUUCUAAGUGUUUGUGCUGAAACUGUGGCAUUGUUCCUGGGUAUGCAGAUUCAUCAGUUAGUGACAAAGACUGUUAUACCAGAUAUACCUUUAAACAAUUCCCUAAUAACUAUGUAUGCAAAAUGUGGCAAAAUACAUGAAGCAAGGGCAAUUUUUGAAAAGAUGAAAUUUCAAAAGGACGUAAUCUCAUGGAAUGCAAUGGUUGGAGGAUAUGCAUCUCAUGGUUUUGCAUUUGAAGCGCUAGAGCUUUUUGAAUUAAUGAAGUGCCUUAAAGUGAGGCCAACUCACAUCACAUUCAUUUCAGUUCUGAAUGCAUGUGCUCAUGCUGGUUUAGUGGAACAAGGUCGGUUAUAUUUUAAAUCUAUGGAAUCUGAAUUCGGCAUCAAACCUGAGAUUGAACAUUUUGGCUCCCUUGUGGAUAUUGUUGGUCGAGAUGGGCAGUUUGAGGAGGCCAUGAAAGUGAUUAACACUAUGCCAGUGGAGCCAGAUAAGGCUGUCUGGGGUGCAGUACUAGGUGCUUGUAGGGUGCACAACAAUGUUGAGUUGGCACGAAUAGCAGCUGAAGCGCUAAUGCGCCUUGAACCAGAGAGUUCAGGCCCUUAUGUUUUGCUUUAUAACAUGUAUGCCGAUGCUGGAAGGUGGGAUGAAGCAAAUGAAAUUAGAAUGUUGAUGGAAACAAAUAAGAUAAGGAAGGAACCCGCUCAUAGCAGGGUCGGCUCUACUUCCUCAUAGUGAUUUCCGAAAUUGUGAAUCUUGAUCACUCAAAGAAUUUGGAUUGAGUUGACUAUGUUGGGGUUUAAGUCAUUAGAAGGAAGACGUCACAUGCAGUGUCCUGCUGAGCAUUUGCAGUAUUCCUUGCUUUGACAAAUAAUGCAACAAUGCCGUUAAACCCCUAUUUGAUGUUUGGAGCAUUUAUGUCUGCAGUUUUAGUGUUGGAGUUCAAAGAAUUGAGCAUAGUGAAUUCUAGUGAGCCAGAAGCUUGUUUCAUGAAGAAACACCACUAACACAACAUCAACUCUACUGAUAACAUUGCAUGAUCGCCAGGCAACACUGCUCUCUGACAUCAAGCAUUUCCUCCUGAACAAUCAGAAAAGAGAUCAAAGCUUAUUAGGAUGGAGAACGUUAACAUCGAUGCCAAUGCUCCAACUCCUCAACAUGUAUUCAAAUAACUGAAGAGGAACAUGUGGGGUUUGAGGAUGAUGCUGAGAAGCUAAUUCAUUUACUGACUAAAGAAACAGAGGAUUUGGAUAGUAUAUCUAUUGUUGGCAUGCCUGGUCUAGGGAAGGCAACUUUGGUCACAAAGAUAUUCAAAGAUCCUUCUAUUGUUUUGUCGCUUUGACAUUCGAUCAUGGUGUACUUCCUCACAAACAAAUAAUAUGACAGCUAUUAUUGACAUGUUUGGGCAAGUCGCCGGUGUGAAAGCACCAUGUGCAUUCCAGUGACGGUCUGGCUGAUAUGUUGUGCAAAUCUUUGAUAGGCAAAUAAUAUCUCAUUGUGUUGGAUGAUAAGUGGGAAGUCGAGGCGUGGGGUUAGUUAAGAUUAUGUUUUCCAGUUGGUGGAAAUGGAAGCAGAAUUAUCGACUUAAACAAGUAGCAGAGGAACUCAUGCGACAUGAUGAUCCAUAGUCUUGGAUUCGUUUGAAAAUGUUGCUGAAGUAACUGAAAAGGAAACUUUGCUCCCUGAACUCCGGGUGCUGGAAUGCAAGUUCAUUUGAAGAUAUCGUGGGUUUGUCAAUGUAGUGAUGAAUAUUUUUCCCCAAGGAAAACAUGUAUUAAGCGAGGUAUUGAUCCCUAGUCCUCUAAUCGUUUGGUAUAGUGUAUUAAUAAAAAUAAUGCAUCCAUUAACUCUGUAUAUUAGUAAUAUCUUAUUUGGUACUCAUUUUUUCAUGCU